This is a messenger RNA of Xyrichtys novacula (pearly razorfish), 21482 nucleotides long. The record is from the annotation of a GenBank genome assembly. NCBI's taxonomy places the organism in Eukaryota, Metazoa, Chordata, Actinopteri, Labriformes, Labridae.
GAAAACAAAAUCAGAGUUGAUAUAACGUUUAUAGUUGACACCUGUGUUUUCCAAUGAAUCUCUGCUGUCUUCCUUAAACUCAUACAUCUAGGACACUAAAUAAACUCCGUUGUUAGGGGUUUGUGGCCUUUUGGCCAGGAGGAUGGUCAUUAGUCAUAGGUCACUGUUACAUGACUACUUACACUGUUUCUGUAUAUCUGUUAGCCAAUACAGCUGCAGCCCAACCUGAAACUCCCCUGACCACAGACCACACUUACAUAACAGCUUUGAAUACAGGAAAGAAGAUGUCGGCUGUGAGAAUCUUUAGGUACACUGAACUACUUUGAACUUUAAAAUUUUUUUUUUUUUUUUUUGUCAGCUCAGUUGCCCUUUACACGUGCAGUCUGUAUCACAGAGGCAGAUUAUGGAUUGUCUUCUGGUGAUACCUACAAAAGCUCUGAUUACUGACACCAAAUGAACUAUAGGGAAACUUUGCAGCCUUCAAAAACAUCACAUGAUGUUUGUUCAAAUGAAAACCUUCCUCUUGGCAAUAUUUGACUUACCUCCAGCUAUACUUUCCGCCAGGAGGCAGCUUUCAACUGUAAUAACACCCACAGCGGGAAGAAGUUUCUACCCUGCAGCCAACAAACCUUGUGUUUUAUGGGUUUCAUUUUCUGGGCCUCGAACAUCUGUUUGCAUGAGUUAAUAGUUAACAACUCAUCUUUCAACUAAUAUUUUAAGUACAUUACGAGGUAAAUUUAUAUCCCACAUUUCUCUUUAAAUGUAAUGCCGCUCUAAAUCCUUCUGUGAAACUUGCCAUUUAGAACAUUUUUGCCUUUUGGCCAAGUUUUCUGCUGUAUGUGGUCAGUCCGUCAGCAGUCACUGGUCCAAUAAAGACUGUUUUUUCUCUCUCCCUCUGUAGCUCCAGUCAAACCACAAACCCUCUCGGAGUCAGUUGUCUGCUUGGGUAAUGGAAAGGAGUAUUUCUUGCUAAUUCUUGCUAAUUCCUUUUCCAUGGGCACAAGGCGGUGGUCGCAAAUUGCCCAGUUUAUUUUGCUCUCAAGUCAAGCUCAAGCUGGAUGCAACCAGCUGGGGACUGUGAUAAAUGGUUUUCGCUGGAAGGCAUACACUGUGAGCUAUAAGUGGUGGGAAAAACAUUUUGUUUGGCACUCGGAGACAAACUGUGGGAGUAACUAAGACAAACAGUAAGGAUAACAUACAGAUUAAACUGAUUCUGAAUGAUUCAAAGGCAUUAGAGAACAAGGGCGAGCUUGAAAAAAUCUGAACUGUAACAUAUAUGAUAAUGAUAGUAAAGCUGACAUGCUAGUAUUUGCUCAAGUUGUGUUAAAACCUUGAGAGUUUCAGCACUUGAACUCAGAAAAGUAGAGAUAUUUAUCUUUUUCUCUUAGUUCAGGGGUUAUUAAAGCUUCUCUAAAGGUGAAAUCUGAGAACAUUAAUCAUAAGUAUCUGACCGUUUUUGUUAGCAUAUCAAGCUGCUGCUCCUGCUUCUUUUUUGCUAUCCACUGUUUAUGGUGGCUAGCAAACAGUGUAAAUUAGCUCCACCUGCCCCUACCAUGGACCAUCUACUCACACAGUCUAAAUAUAUGCAAACUUUUAGCACAGCUAAAUAUUUUAGUUUUCAAAACAACAGCCAGUUGUUGUGAUAGCAGUAUGUUGUUUUUUGUCACUUGACAAUAGAUAAUGUCAGAGCUAAUGGGUGUUUAUAAUGUUCACCAACUUACUUUAGAUUUUAGCUAACUCAUAUUUGUUCAUCAGCACAAAAUACAAAACAAUGGUGAGACUGUUAUUUUUUUUUUAUUAUUUUGAUGGUCCUAGAUUAUUAAUUAAAACAGUGGAAUAGCAAAAUUUUACUUUGUGAUACUUGAUAAAACUUAAGGGGAGGGUAUUAUUCCUUUUUUAGACUCUAUUCUUCCUUUCUGAUAUCUCUUGAAUGUCUUUACUUGAUUUUCAGAUGGAAAAAAGCCUCAAAUUUCUUGCUGUGGUGUAUUAAAAUAUUAUCACAGCCCCUAUCUGAAAUGCUUUUUAUCUAGCUGUUGUCUCUUUAAGGUCCCCCCUCCACAAGCCCACUAUCCUCUGAUUGGCCCCCUCCCUGGAAGCCAUUGUGAAUGAAUGGCACUCUUUGGAAUUGCCCCACGGAACAAUCCAAGGUACUUCAAAAUUGUGUCAGUUUCACACCAGAAACGGUGGAUGUUGACAAAAUUUGGCCUGAAGGCAUCUGCAGGGUUGUUUAACAAAUGAAACUAUGAAACUUUAAUUUUCUGGUCAACCUUUAUGAAUAAUUAAUGAUCCAGAGGGUCUGGAGACCUGACCUCAGGGAGGCAUAAAUGAUUUUAAUAAAUUGGGGCUGUUUAAACUGGUAAAAGCUGGAAUAUUUUAUUUGAUAACCUGCAACUUUUACUCAUCGGUGGUACAAAAGGAUAUUUGAGGGAUCUUUGGGGGGCUACGGAUAUCAGUAAACAGAUUACUCGGUCUGACUAGUUUAAAUAUUUGACCUAUCACAGGAAAAGGGUGUGUGUGUGUGUGGGGGGGGGGGGGACUACACGAUUUAGUGUGAGUCCACCAGCUAAAUGCUAGGACACUAAAAAUAGACCUUAACUCAAAGGUGGUCCUCCAAGCAAAGGUCAGAGAUAAGUUUAAGUGGCUUUAAACAAUUCUCUGAUAAUCUGUCAGUAAUUAUUGAGAUAUUUAACUAGAUAAAUUUGAUCUAUGGUGUGAAGAGGAUUUCAUCCUCCAGGAGACAUGAAUGCUUGUGCAAAAUUCUGUAUCAGUCCACCCACUUGAGAUAUUUCGAUCUUGGUCAUUGUGAUGGAUGGACACAGGUUUUUACUUGUCCCACAACUUUGCCUUUGGUAUGGUUGAUAAAGCAAUUGUCACUUCUUUGAAACCAAUCUGGUGACAAACGACGCUGCGUUCACACCACACUGUUGUUUAUACUUGUCCACUGCCCUUUAAAAGAGAAGAGGAAAGGCUUUCCUGGUAUGCUGGUGGUGCCCCAAAGGAAGAUGCUGGUCUGGGCUGAAAGUAGAGCCAAGAAGAAUGAGCAGUAUGCACAGAGAGAAUGAACCCCCAUGGAUGCCACCAAGCCCUCUGCUCUCCCCCCGCUUUAUUUGAUUACAGGGGACAGAGACCACAUAACAUGGGGUAGGGUUACACAUUCUGACUGAGGGAGGUCCAUGAGGCACUGCCUGGUCACUGAUGUUAUCUGAGAGGAUCAUGAAUGGCAGACAGAAAGGUGACCCUGGUACUUUCUCCUGGAUGCUCCAUAUUUUGACAUGUUGUCAACUCCAUCCUGGAAAAGCUGCUGUUUUUCUCAGCCGGCUACACCUCUCUGAUUCUUAUUGGCUGCUGUCUGAAGGGGAGGGUGUGCUCCUCUAAUUCUUCCCUCCCACUUGUCAGUCUUGUUGGAUGGACAGUACUAGAGGAAGGCAUGAACAGAAGCCCCUCCCUGCUUCGUGCUCUCUUUUACACACAAGCAAACUCAGCUUCUGUUAUGGCAGAGGCUGCUGCACGUUGGCAUUUUCCAAACAGCCGGGGCAUGCCACUCUGUCUGUAGACACCUCCCUUUCUCCUCAGGAGCAGACAAACCGCCUGAACUGAGCUGAGAGCAGACUGUAGUGGACUGUCAGACAUCCACACCCUCACAUCAGCAAGACAAAUUGGGGGGAACUGCAGGAGCACAUGUCACAAGGUAAGCUCUGGUUAAAUAUUCAUCUCAUAUCUCAGAGCCAGAGGAGGACUGUUGGAUUGGAAAUUUAAUCAAAGCAGAAAUACUGAAUGUUGACCUUGAAAGUCUUGGAAACUGGGAUGGGCUGAUCUAAAUUCAGGGUCAGGAAAGCUUUUGACUCCUAAGUGAUUUCACAAAUUGUAUGGAGUGGAUCUCUGGGCCUGUGUUGAAUACUAAUCAGACACUCAGGACUGAAACUUUACCUUUAAGAAAUUAAAUGUUUCACUAAAUUUACAUCUGAAUUUAUCUUUUUAACGCAAAUUGCACAGACAUGAAACACAAACACACGCCCAUUGGAACACACACAUACACACAAGUCAGAGGACUUUCUAUUUUAACCUUGCCAUGUUAACAUACCACAGCUUUCUUCCUUGCAUGAAGCCCCUGGCAGCUGUUUCAUCCAAAAGGCUUUGGCUCCACAUACCACACAAUGGGGCUCAGAUGCCACAAUGCAAUCAUGACCCUGUUGCUGUUGGGCUACAACCAGGUCCAAAAUGUCAAAACGAAAAACACUCAAACUGAAAAAGAUGAUAAAACUUGAGGGAUUUCUAGGAAGUCUUAAUGGAGACAGUGAAGGAGAAAUGUGAGUCUGACAAGAGAAAAACAGAGUGAGGGAGCAGCAGGGGAAAGAGGAAAAAGAGUCCAAACAGUUGAGUUUGGUUUCUAAAUCAACUCUGAACAGAAGACGAGGUUUAGAGUUAUGUGCUGGGAGGAAAUAACGGACAGUAGCCAAAAAGUUGAAAGGAAGAAUGAUUUUUCCGGGACUAAGAACAUAGACAGGAAAACUUGUGGAUUUACAUACUGUACAGACAGAUGGACAGGCACAGGGAAGAAAGAGAGGGACAGAUGGAGGAAAUCAGAGAUGGCAAAGUGCACAGAGAGAGAGAGAGAGAGAGAGAGAGAGAGAGAGAGAGAGAGAGAGAGAGAGAGAGAGCUCUGUGACGGAGUAAGAACACCUCACUCUAAAGUCUUAAGUUCAGGAUUAUGUUCAGCUUCAGGUUCCACAUUUUAUAGUUGUGUGAGGAACUUGUAAAAGCCAAGUAAAACUUUGUUGGUUGCUGGUAAAAUAAUUUAGACUUAGAGACUGACAACUCUACAUGCUUACCUUGAGUGAACCCAUGAGGUCAAAAUGUUCCAACAUACAGUUGAGUGUCACAGCUUUCUUUGGGGUAUCAAUCAGGCCAAUGGUGCUUUGGAGUAUUGGGUAUCUUUGAACAUUUAAUGUGUUUACAUUGAUACUUGAUUGUGACAGGGUGUUGGACCAUGGAGAAAAAGGAGACCAAAGGUGGUUUUAAAUUAGGGACCUGAGCCUGGAUCUGUGCACACUUGACCCCAAAAGUCCUGCUCAUUUGAUUACUAGAAACUAAGCGGCAACCUGUGGUCUUGAGAAAUGAAGCAGAUGCAGAAGUGUUAAAAACUACAAUUCCCAAAGUGCCUGCUUAAGCUUGAGCUGCAGAAGUACCAACACACACAUGUCCUUAGCAAAAAGCCAGUUUUUAGAGCUAAAAUAAAGACGUCUACAUCCUGGUUCAUAAAACCGUUUUGGACUAAGUAGCUCAGGGAUGACAGGGUACCCACUGUACAGGGUGUAACGCAUUUGUUUUUAAAUGAUUUAAGUUACAAGACAGGCCAAUCAGAACACUGAAGCUGUAUAUUAAGAGACUAUAGGCCCUCCCUUUGGCAGGUCGAAUAGACGUUUGUUGAGUCAGCAUUACCAAUAUGGCCAGCUCCGCCAAUAGGCUUCAAAACUCUGUUUCACAAAGAACUGGGUGACCUCAUUGACCCAUUUAUCAUCCAGUCUAUGGUGUGAACACAGUCAUGCUGAGGAGGUGCUCUCAGGCAUGGUUCAUGUAUGCUUGGGCAUGGUCUGUGCAUGAUGCGGGGCCAACCGAGCUAAAACAAGUAAGUGGGCCGCUAUAUUACAUCAUGACUGUUUAACAGUGUCACUCUAAAAACAUGGUAUCCAGGCAGCAUGGGCCUAGUCCAUCCUCUGAGCUGCAUGGUACAUAUCGUUGAGAGGACUUGUGUUGGCGUGUCCUAACAAUAAAAACAUCUAUAGCAGCAGGAUGGACUCCAUUGUCUACGAAGAAUGAAAAUGUCAGCCAGUUCAUCACAAGAAUGGUUGCCAUGGUUGCAUCUUGUUCUUGGUGGAAUUGUGAAACAACUAUGUGCAUAUCUCAGGCAUUACAAGUGUGUAAGCAGGGCAAUGGGGGAAUGAUUAGCAUUCAUAUCUCAGGCAAGGUAUGAAACAAUGAUGCCUUAAAUGCGCUAAUGCUCUCCUGUGAAGAGGGCCCAAAAAAAACAGAAGGAUAAUGAAGCUAUCAGAGCAUGAGGGAAUACUCAUGUGUAGCACCAGGCAUUUUAAUGUUGCUAACAAGCAGUAAGUAUAGAGUAAAGGAGAUUCUGAUGACAACAUCACUGGCUUUGUGGACACCAAGUCUUGCACCGAAACUCUACCAGAGUGGGCUGUCUACUUAUCAGACUCAGGGGUUGGAUUCUUUCUUGUCCUUAUAAAAUAAAUUGAACUCAAAACAUUGUGACCAAAGGCUGCACCAUCUAUGUAGCCUAUGUUGUAUGGAGUGUGCAGGUUUGUUUGUUUGGUUUUUUUUGGAGAGCAGAAGGCAUGAAUAUGAGAAGUCCAUUCAUCAUUUACCAAACUUGGCACUAGAGGAAUUGUCAACGGAUCAUCAUUUCCUGAACACAUCAGCUAUUGGCUAGAUUCUGGUGGCAACAGUCUAUUUUUCAAGGGGUGGAUUCAGUGAUGUACAGUAUAAAGGAUUAGAGGGCCAAGACCUCCAUGCAUUUAUCAUUUUUCACUGUCUGAUCUGCAACUUGAAAACAACAGUAGAGAGGCAUUGAGAAGACUUGGUUUCAUUUGGUUUCAGUGUCAUACAGAGCCCUUAUCUGUAUUUAAACUGAAGGAUGACCAGAGUGGUCACAUUUCUUCAACCUGGGACCACUACAUAAGUCUAAGGAUCAACACAGUCAGGAGUCUUCCCCUGUGAAUCAUAAAGUAUUUCAAACAGUUACCAACUGGUGUGAGUUUUGACCAGAGUGACCAUCUGACACUGACAUCCUUUUAUCCCUGCAACUGCUGCAGGUAAAUAAAAGUCACGGACCAGUGACUGAAGCAGCUGUUCGCUGCUAGUGAAAUCUUGAAUGAAUUAUUUUUCAAGCUGUUGUUCAAACAUGUAUCGUUCUUCAUUUAGAGGUCGCCCCUCUUCCUGUGUCAUGAGUUCAUAUUUAAUUUGUGGCUUUGGGGAAGAAUGUUGUGGAUAGAGAUGUUGUGAUUAUGUGGUUUGUGCUGAUGCAGAGAGCUUAAAGGUCUGUGAGAAAGGACACAUUUACAAUCCAGCCGAUGUGAGCUAUUGUGGGAUGAAUGUCACAAAACUUGUUUAAAAAGAUUUGACAUUUUCCAAGAAACAGUUUAGCUGGAUAUAAUGGAAACCUUGAUUUUUCAAACUUAUGAAGAAAAUCAGACAUUCUUCAGUACUUGACUUUGGACUGAAUUCAGUGUGUGCAGAGUCAGCAGUAGUGUAGCAUUGUGCAGCGCUGUUUAGCUGGGGCCUGUCUGGGGUAAGGCAAACAUUUUACGUUUAAUUUCUUGGGUUUCCUGUGAGGUAGGUCUACUGCUCCAAGUGUGCACAAUGAAAAACCUGUGCCACAGAAAUGUGGAGUGAGUUGGGCAAUGACUCUUGGGAAUUGCCCUAACCCCAGCUCUGCAAGAUUGUUUCCUCUGUGGUAACCUGGUCAGAAAUAAACUCACAAGAAUGUCUAUUUUUAUAAGAAAGAGAAAGCUGUGUGCCAAAGCAGUUUGGAUUUAACUUUGUUUGUGUGACAUGGUGCAUUGUGUAGUGUUGAAAGUUUGUUUACAUUGUGAUAUGUGGGUCUUUCUUUUAUCUCCUCAAAUCUAACAACACAUUCAAAACAUUGGUUCCACUUUUUGGAAAAUACUACUUUCAAAUCCAGCUGGAAGGGAGUACAGAAGAUGAAAAAUACCUCUAUGUGUGUAUGGUAGGCACUGAACAACAGCUGGGGGAUUAGCAUAGCUUACCAUCAAUACUGGGAACAAUGGGAGGAACAGCUAACUUUGCUAGGCUAGGCUACUGAAAUAAGCUAGCUAGUACCUCAUGGUAAGAGAAUGGUAUUCUCCAAUACUUUUCUUUUAAUGAAUGUGGAUACUUUUUGAAAUGUACUUUUCAGAGAGUCACUCUGGAACUGAUAUUUUGUGUGACACAUUAGCACCCUCUGCUUGGAAGAUUUUGAAAGAACAUGAAAUGUAGUAAUAAUUAAGUGCAUCUAUCUUAGUGAAGGUGCAGUUUAUCAACGUAGUUUGUUUGAAGGAGCCGCUGAAUGUAACAUUAAAUGCUUUGUGGUGAUAGAAAUUAGCCGUAGACUAAUCAUGGCUCAUCAUGUCAUAAUUUAAAGGUAGUUUGAAGCUACAAUUUCAAUCUUUGUGUGGUAUCGUCAUCCAAUAGUUGGCUAAGUAAGUGCCGUUUGUGUUCAAGCAUAUACUGUACUUUAUCAUGAAUAUAAAAAUAGCUGUAAGAGAAGUAAUAUGCCCCUGCUGUUACCUGAAUAAAUUGCAUGUUAGAGCCAGUAAUGAAUGCUAUGCUCAGCUUAUCCUACACGGGGGGAAAAAAAGCACACACUGCCUCCCAAACAACGCUUUAUUCUGUCUGAACGUAAAAGCAUUUCCUGAAAUAUUUCCUGCUCUUUUGAACUGUAGUCGGCAGCUUCCAGCCUUGACUUGCUGUUCUCAUCAGCCCGACUGAUUGAGAUGUCUGCAGUAACAGGUGCUGUGCCUUACACUGCUGAUUGACACUCUGUGUGAACACAGCCUCUGCUGGUAGCUAAUGUUACACUCUUUGUUCAACCCAACUGCCACUCUACCUCUAGACCUUUAUUAUCCAACAAAGUAAUCACCCUGUUUCUCCUCCAGACUUUACGUCUUCUUGGAUUGUAUUCAACUGGAUGAUCUCAUGUCAACUUUUAAAAUCAAAACAAACGUCUGGGUAGCUUCUCUUGACAUAUACUUUGGCUUUACACCCACAUGUAUGGGCUAAAUUUAGACAUGUCAGCUGGAGUGCUGACACAUUCCUCUCAACAUCAUAAAACUCUGCUGGCAUAACUACAUGCGUACAUACUGUCUCAGUUUCAAUGUUUAACAUAUGUAUUUAGUUUCUGUAAGGGCCUCAGAGCUCUCAGUCUGAGUUUUGCUUUGAUAAAUCCUUUUAGUAGAUCAAGAUCAAUAACAUUUAGUCACUGUUUUCUUUACCAGAUGAGAGGGGCUCCCCACAUAAAGUGGAUAAGGAAGAAUUUGGGGUAUAUCAGCAUAAAAAAACAGGCUUAAAAACAUUUGGUACCAACAGAAAUCAAAAAUACUGGACUUGGCUAAAGUUCUUGCAGAUGUCUGAAUUGAUAAAACAGGAGAAGAAACUUUCCUAGGAACUUCAACCAAGUCUAGUUGCUUUUUGUAUUUAACUUUGUAUGGCCAUGACCUGUAUGGCAGACACAAUAUUGCAACUCAUCGUAACUCAAAAUUUCAAACAAUUGCAGCAUUUUAUUAUAACCUGAAUGUCACUAUUUUUUGUGAGUUACGUUUGUUUUCUUUUUUCUCUGAGCUAGAAAUGACAGUGUACUAAAGUGGAAGUACAUAAAUGCACAUUAAACACAAGUGUCUUUGAGUUCCAGUCUACACCAGCAUUUACCACUCUGAACCUGUCAAACUGAGCGCAUCUAUAUCUGUUAAUUGUAGAUUUCUUGCUGUCCAUCAGAAAGUGUGCGAAUGAUGGAGGUCAGAAUUCCCAGCAGGCCCAUUUGGUGGUGUUUGUCUGUUUACUGCAUAGCUGACAUUGUUUGGGGCUGUGGCUCGGUGGUUGCGGUGCCUCAAGAGGACGACGAGCUGCCACAGAGGCUGGUGGUCAGGAGAAGGUGGGGGGUGGGGGUGCGAGGAGGGAGAGUCACUUAGAGGUAAGGGAAGUGGUGACUUUAGGGGACUUCCUCUUUUCAUUAAGACUAAAGAUAAGAAAAGAGCCGAGUCAGCUGAAGUCAAUACAGAUUGAGUUAAUUUAUGCAAAGAACUAAAUGAGACCAAGGAGGGAAAUUACAGUCAAACACUUUAAGUAAACCAAGGGUCUGAAAUCAGACUGUAGACCAAGUAGGAGGCUCAGAGAGCAGAAUGGGAGGAGAGCAGUGACUCACAACAAUGGUUGUCUGUUUUUGUGUCUGUAGGAGUAUAUUUUUUUCCUCCACUGGCCAAAGCUGCUGGGCCAAAUAGUCCCGAGCUAUUUUCAGCCUUCGUCCUGGAUGGCAGGGCUGUAAUCAAGGGAACAUCAGGCCUGCCACUGUUGAAUAAUAGCAGCCUGGUGCAUGGAAGAAAUGAAGCAGUGAGAGUGUGAGAAAAACAUAAGUCUUUGGAGGAAAAAAAAGAGAGAAUGGGAAGACAGAAGAGAGAGUAAGCACUUGAGCGUAAUUGGAUGUUUGUGUUUUGUGCUUUGAGCCACAUAUGGGAGUAGAGAAAGACAGAAUUGCUGUUCAGAGUGUUCUUCCAUCUGGUUAUACACUUAAGAGUGUCUCUCUCACCAAAAAUACCACAGUAAACCUCAAGAAAAUGUGAGUCAGGACCAGAAUUUAUCUGUUUUGCCUCUUUGAAAAUCAUAAAAGACUUCAUUAUUUUAUUAGAUUACUUCACUAUAACCACUUCUGCCACAUGUGAUCGAUAUCUAACAAGUUUCUCAUGUUAUUGAUCAACUGCAUUUGCCUUUUUUUUUUUAGAUACCAGACAUCCAACAAGUUAUUAUGACUCUAAAUUGUUGGAAAACUGAAGACGCAGAGAUGAUGGAAGGACAAAAUGGUAACAUUCAAUCUCAGCCUGACCAGAUUGUCAACAUCUGAUACUCUGUGCCUGACAUUAAUCUCCUGACCUCAUGUUCACAGGGAAUAUCUUGUCUCAUAAACCAACAAAGAAUGGAGUAAAAGGGAAGCCUCCAUACUCAGUGGAAACUCCUUAUGGCUUUCGACUUGAUCUGGACUUCCUCAAAUAUGUAGACGACAUAGAGAAGGGAAACACAAUCAAAAGAGUCCCCAUCCAGCGCCGGAGCAAGGGCCCAAGAGCAAGCACUCUACCAAGGAACCUCAACCCUUUUGGGAGUGGGUACCGUCCAAGUCCCUGGGGAUCUACUGGAGCCCUUGGCCCCAAGUCCCGACUUUUGGAUACUAAUCAUUAUGGCUAUACUUCCUCAUCAUAUGAUCACAGGUCGCCUCUUUCUCCAACAGGACUCAAAUCCCUGGCUGAGAUGGAGGCCAGAAUCAAGGAGUUUGAUGAACAACCCUUGGGUGAACACAUUAGACCUCAUCUUCUCCGUGCAUCAAGUCUGCCGCUUACAGUACUACUGAGACAGGGCUCAGAGUCCACUGAUGACCCAGGAAGUCUCUGCAGUUCCAGGGAUCACCUUGGAGAAAGGAACGUCUCUUGUGAAGAUGUUUUUUAUUCUUCAAACAGCCCCCGGCCUCAGGAUGGCUCAGGGUUGCUGAGGCGCCUCACAGAGGCCCUUGAACGUGUGGGGGAACUUGAGAUGGAGGUAGGAGUGAUCCCAGAGCUCAGGGCUCAGAUCUGCAUUCUUCAGGAGGAAAGGGAAAGGCUUCGUCUUGGCCUGGAUCAGCAUAAUCCACACCCAUCAAUGAAUGGAACCACAAACUCAAUCCACUCUCACACAGACAUUAAAAGACCACGACAUGAAACUCACAUCAUGUUUCCUCGAAAUCACAGUUACCGCCAAGCGGACCCUAAUCCCUCACAUGAAUGGAGGACCAGUACGGAUCUGGAUGAACUGCUAACAGUGACUUCCCUGCAGGCUAAAGUAGCUGUGUUAGAGCAGAAGCUCCAUGAGACCAGCCUGGAGCUCCAGAGGGCGUUAGGACAGUUGAAAGAGCAGCAGAACGAGAGCAGAAGGAAAGAGGAAAAGAUUGAGCACCUGGUCAGACAUCCUGGAGUGUGGGUGCGAGCAGAAAGAGUGGUGGUAGACCAGGAUGGAGAUGAGACUGUGGUGAGAUCCAUUGAACCAUAUAGUCAAGAGUCAAACAGUUAUGAUAUAUCAAACUCUGCAAGAACUCUCCAAACAGAUGAACAACAAAGUCCACCAAAGGACUCUGUUUACUCCAAUGAAAGGAGCCAACUGGAGUCUGAUGGACCUGGUCAGGCUCCAGAAGAUGGCAUAGAUACAGCAGUGGUUGUCCACCAUAUCAAGAAGAUCAAGAGGCUCCUGAAUCGACAGUGGGAGUUUUUGUGUGCGGACUAUCAGCCACAAGAGGAGGGUCAACCUCAGAGGCACCCAGACCCCAAAGUAAACUCCCUUCAGCAGGAAAUGAUGGGGCUUGUUGACAUCCUUGCCUCGUACUACACCCAGCAUGGACAGACAGCUCAGAAUGGAGGUACUGAAAACCACAGAAAUAACUCUAUAGUCACACUUUUGUACUGAAAGAUUGCUUUUGGGGAGACAUUGAUAUGAAGUGAGAUUGGACAGUGGUCCGGGUUUGGUUUAAAGAAGAAGUGAGAUGGUUUUUAUGAGGUAAAAAAGCCACCCAGUAAUCCCCAAGUUGUCAAACUGCAGUUAUUCGAGUGUCCCCAUAUAAAAGAUACCUUAUAGUGUCAGCAUGAUAUGAACUAUUCUUCAAACAGACUAAUAAUAUUAACCCAUCAGCCAUAAUAUGUGAUGUUUAGGUAACACUCCCAUUAAGAAGAUGACUACAAGCUGCUGGGAUGGCAGUCAGAGGUCAUAGAUAAGCUGAACAUUAAUACAUUUUUAACGAGAACACAAAACAGAGUAUUUAUCCAAACCCAGGUUCAGAUGUUUUUUUUUUUCUUUUAAUACUUAAACAAACCAAACAGAUAAUUUCACAGCAAACACAUGUAAAAAAAAAAACACACCAGAAAAUUGUGUGCAUGUUUGAUAGAUGCUGCUCUAACCUGAUAGAUAAAAAAUUAAGGAUCUAAUGAUCAAAACAUGCAACAUUAUUUCUAGUAAUGAGUUUGAUCACUGCCAGCGGGGAAACAAAAGUUAUCAAUCAUUUAAUUAAGUAAUCAAUCUUUUAAAGUGCCAAUUUAUAACAAAUGCUAUGCCAAGAUGCCGGACAAAAAGACCAGACUCUGUUUACAAAGACCUGGGGCUCUAUUUUCGUUCGCGCCGGUGAGGCGGCGGAGGGCGGCGAGCCCCGCGCAGUUGUAUUUUCGUCUGGCGGAGCCCGGCGUAAGGCGAGUUUGGUAUUUUCGUGGACUGAGUCGCACGGAGGCGAGCCGAGAUCCGCCAAGCUGGGCGUGGUGGCGUGGCAGGGGGAGGUGUUGACAGAAUCAGCUGGCGCAGUGACAUUUUCGUGCUCGCCACUGGCGUGUAACGUGCGCUGAAAGCUCGCCGAUUCAAACCUGGUCAGCUUUCAGCGCAAGGCGGAACGCAGCUGGUCCAGUAGUAUUUUGGUAGACCGGCGGCAUAUCGGCAUACGUCACCGAUGCCUCACCGGCAGGUUUCCACAGUGUCAGGCAGAUUUCAGUGCAAUAAAUAAUCAUCAACAACUAUUAAUCUGAGUCAGCACAUACAUUUAGAUCUAUAUCGAUAUAUUCUGAUCUAUAUCUGAUCUGAUGAGCGCGUUUGGCACGCGUUUGGACACACAACCUGACCGAAUCAAAACAGCUGAAACCGCAUCAAAUUAAAUUAAAUAUCUAGUAAAUAAACACACAUGAUGAAGUUAACAAGAUAUGUAAUGUGUCUCCCUCCUUUUCUUUCUUCCUCUUAUUUCUCGCACAGCUCGACCUGGACACGUCUCCGUGUCCUCUGUCCGUCUUCCUGCUGCUGCUGCUGCGGCUGAACAGAUGAUUUGUUUCAGUGCUCAGAUGCGUUAUCUACUUUAAGCCGACAUAUGGAUAUUAUAAUAUUCAGUUUUGUGGGCCAAAUUUAUUUUAUAUGCCAACAUCUAUGAAAGAAAGAGCCAGGCCACGGAGCGCGAUGCGUCAUUUACGCACAGAUGGUUCCGAUUUUUAUGCCUUUUUGGAGUUUAUGUUGUGAUCUGUGCGCUCAACCCACCUUUGUCACGUGAGGUUUGAAUAUAUGCAACUUUAUGUGAGUGUCUUUAUUUGUGGAAAAGGGUGUUUGUCUUACCAGUGAGUCCAACAUUACGCACACCAAAUCCAUCUGUGCUCAUAUGAGAGAGUGUGGAGGACACUUGUUGAGCAGCUGCCCUCUGUCGCCAUCGUGUGGCAUAACUGUCUUCAGACAUCUUGAUCUCUUUGACUACUUCAUGAAAAUAGUAAUACGCCUCGCCUGUGGCGGAUUUAAAGGCGAGGAGAGGAGCUAAUGUGAUUGGUGAAAACAGGUCUCGGCUGUGUUAAACCCCCUAUCCUCCCCGUCUAUGAUUUAUGCUGCCGCGAGGAGCUGAGUUAGGGAGGGGGGAUACUUACGCCGGGCUGCGCGGCUCACCAAAAUACCAAAAUGUGCUUGGGAACGCCUUGUCAGCGCGGCGGAUCUGAUUGACUCUGCGCUUGCGGCAGAUCUCCGGCGAAGCACCAAAAUAGAGCCCCUGAUGUAAAAAUGGGAUAAGAUUGAGCCCCAUCUGCUAAGACCAGACCCACUCUGAUCCCAUCUCACCUAAAUGAGUGAAAGACUUUGUAGCAUUUAGCAAGUGGGGGAAAAAAACUUCCAUUAAUCGGCGGACCAGACUGUUUACUUACACCUGACUGAUAAAAAGUGUGCAUGAUUGAAUGGUCCAGUUUUACUCUAGUUAGAUCAGCUCAAAUCUUGUUUCAAGUUUGUAUUUAAAGCUUCUUGAAGUGGCAGAAACCUCAGCAUGCCUCGCUGUAGUGGUGUAUUUGGAUCUCUAGAGUGGUGUAAAUCUCUAAUGCCUAAAUAUCCAUCAGGUAUGUUUCUAACUUACAGUAUACGCACUACAAAUCUUAUUUGAAAUAAAACUGUUAUUUUGUUCUCUGGAAUCCAAUUCAAUUUCCUUCAUACCUAAAUAAAGCAUUCAAACCUGCUCUGAAUUAUUAAAUCACUAGAACUGCUUAUCUUCCUUUCGGCCUUGUGAGAGUUGUUAUCUCAGCCAAUAUCUGUGAAAACCUAAGAGCUGUAUUAACAUGCGAAAAAGCACAUGUUUAUGAAAAGACUGUGAAAGUCAGAGUAAAAACCACAAGGUCAUAUUGAUUUCAGCAAAGAAACACUAUACCUCUUUAGAAAUGUGUCCUUAAAGUCAUAUCCUUACAUCAGUUUGUCAACACAGGAACCUUGCUCUGAAAGUCAAUAUUCUUCUGUAAUAAUUGUAUUGUAAUUAUACAAUAAAGAAGCAACAUAAUGAUGCUCAUCUGUCAAACAUAGCCCAACAAAGUUAGAUGUAAACUGAUGUUGUUCUGAGACUCUCUUCUUCAUCAGCGUUAACAAAUUUGACUCUGUUUAUAUUUUUGGGGUGAUUUGGUGGUCUUCAAAAGAAAUCAGCCAUUAGCAGUGAUACAUUUGUAUUCAAUCAGGAGCAUGCAGUGUGGUUGUUUAAUUCAAUUUCCAUAUUUUCUCAUAAUCUUUGUGUUUGUCUCCCAUUCAGGCUCUAAAUCCAUCACAAGGACAGACCAACGUCCCCAGAUGUCAGCAAGCCUACAUUCAGGGGGUGUUAAUGAAGGGUUAGUGAAUAACUCUCUGACUUCAGCAACCUUUAGAGUUAUGAUUACUGCCUGAAACCAUACUUACAGCUGACAGACAGGCUAACUAUUUAAGUCAGUGCCAUUUGACAGAGAAAAACAUCUUGAUUUAGUAUUGGAGGAUGGCUGCCACUCCCUUUACAGUUGUCAUUUAAGGGACAAAAGUGGUGACUCCUGUGUCUUGGGAUGACUGAGCUCAAGUUUUGCCAUUUUCAAAGUGCCAGAUGAGUCAGUUUAUUAUUUCUGAGUCAGACUAGUAGAAAAAAAGUGACUUUGACAAUGUGUGCGGUGGAUUAUUAGGGCUCAGGAUGAGAUCUGGUGAACUGCCAAAUACAAGAUCCGUCUGGUUAUUAAAGUGAAACAGACCCAUCUGAGUCAACACAGUGAGCUUUACAGUCUUUCAAAAUUAGAAAAAAAACAGGCGUCCUAUUUAAUUUGUUUGAAAAUUUUCCUUCUGAUUUCCAGUCCUAAAAGGAUUGGACUCAAAACACUGAUUAAAUUACCUUGAAGCCCACAGCAUGAAUUAUUCAUUUGAUAUCUCCUCCAAAAACAUUUUCCUUGUUCUUUAACUGCUGAGUCAGACAUUAUGACGAGGAAAUGUUCGACUUGUCGGUUGGCUGUAAAUCUUGACAGAAAGUCUUACUGGAGUGUAUUUCAAGGGCAUUUUUCAUGUCGUGUGAACUUGCAAAAUCAAUCGGUAUAUUGUGGAUUCAGUUCAAUGAGAGUAAUUUUUUUGUUCUAUAUCCUUUUUUAAGGAGUAAACUUAUCACAAGUAGAUAUCAGGAUGGGCAGCGCUGUGUGAUCUGGAGAGAGCAGACGGACAGCAGCUUCAGCCCCUGGGAGAUGGCUGCUGCCCAGGUGGACGCUGACCUCGAAAGGAGACAGUUGAAGAAAGAGAAGCGGACCAGCCCAGACAGGCAGAUGAUAUCAGGGAGAGUGGGAUCAGGGCAGACAGAUGGAGGUGUAGUGUCUGUGGAAGGUGAGACUCAAGAGAAAACAGCCAAGACAAAACCCCCACUCCCAGGAGAACAGAUGGAGGGGAGUUCUGGCUCAGAAAGCACCACCGGAGGCAGGUGAGAGGACUGGAACUGAAGCCUUAUCAGUGUGUUUGGAAAGUGUCAUGAUGGUGUUUACUCUGAGAGGAAAUGCCUCUGUGUUUUCAUUUUGUCUCAUGGGGAAAAAGGCCCUCAUACUUCCAGAAAAAAACCUGUCUUUUACACUCUUUCGUUUCCAGGGACAUGGUGAGUGCAGAUUUUAUGACUGCAUGCCAGUUUCUCAAAGAUCACAUGGACAACAUGGAGAACCCCAAUGAUGACAUGGUGAGUGGCAGUCACGACUAUAUGAACCAGUUAAUGUCAUAUUUAAAUGUUGGAGUUGAGAAGGAGAUAUAAAAGUAAUAAAAUGGAUUCAAAUAAAAUUGAAUAAAAGAGACAAACCAGCAACAAUGAAACAUCUCUGCCCCGGUUUAGUAAACAGGAGCUUUGCUGUUUUGAUUUAUUCACUGUACCAUCAACUUCUUUUUUACAGAACUUGUCAGUCAAAAUUCAAAAGCCUCACAAAGUGCAGUCAACCUGCUUUGCAACAGAUGGCAGACAGAAAAAAAUCACCACUUGUUUAACUAUGAGAAAAACCAUGGAGAAAAAAAGGCAGAAAUGUAAAACAAAGAAAAGCUUUAAGAGGAGUGAUUUAUGAACAUUUAGUUGGGUCUAAAGAAUCUCACCUUGGUAUAAAUAGUAAUUUUGGUCUUCCUAUAGAAAAUGUCAUCUUUGUCAGUUGUUAGCAUGAAGUUUGCUGUGAAAAAUUUAAAAUGUUGUUUACAGCUUUAUCUCUUUCCAGUAAAAAUGUGAACCAAUUUGCAGGCCAUUUUUUUCUCAACAAUAAUGCACAACUUUGAGAACAGCUGUUAAGAAAGUUAGAACCUAUUUAAGACAAAAAGGAGUAAAUAUUGAGGAUGAAGUGGCGGUUUUAAGUCAAGCUGCUAAAAACAGUUUUUUAGAGCCAUAAUAAAACAUCUGAAGGACUGAGGGUCCCUGACUCUGCCUUUAGUAAAUGUGAUGUAACAGGAGGCUAGAACUACAGUACAAACACCUAUUAUGACAAAGGCACUGUUGUCUCUCUCUACCUUUCUGUCUGUCCCUCCAUCUUACUCCACUUUGAUCAGCUGUCAACAAGCAAAACGAAACAAGGAAACAAGAAUUAGAUGCUACCCACACACAUACAAACACACACAGAGAGAGAGAGAGCCGGCUGAAGAGGUGAACAAGCUUCAGAGUGGAGGAUAAAUACAGACUGAGUGGCUCCUCUCAGUUGCCUUAUUUAUCAGUUAUUUAGAAGAACUAAACUUCAGACAGAAGUCUCUGAUUAGAGUGCAAAAAAAUAGACAAAAUCAUCUGCCAAAUGGAUAAUAAAACUUCUGUAUCUUUUAAGUAUCCCCCGAUUCCUACGUAAAACUUCCAAAAAUGACUCAAGAAGUUACUGUGGUGUGUUAAUUUAUAAAUUUAAUUGAACAAAAACUUUUAAAAAGACACUUUUGACACCUUUAAGUGUGUCUGCAGCAUGUGUGUAUGGUAGAGAUGGAAGUGAACUCCUUAUGUACAGAGGCUACAGUUCUUGUUGCAGGGUUUGCCCUUCUCUCAAUUUAUGUAAUAAAGGUAAUAAAGCCUGGAAAAUAACUUAUAAUAACUAGCUAAAAGAUAAUAAUUCAAACAUAUAGGUUGCUGAAACCUUAAGAAGACUGUUCUUGGUAGCCUACCUCUGAUAUGGUCUGUUUUUCUUUGCAGAGGAAGGCUUUGGUGGUGUGUUUUCAGCAUUGGUUCAGUGCUGCAGCAGAGGAGUCAUCAGUCGCCACCAGGUUGGCUGCACACCUGAAAGAAGUGAAGAGGGUCACACCAUCACUGCUGGCCUUCUUGGUCAACCUGGCAGACGACAACAGCAACACAGUGCUGCAUUACAGCGUGUCUCACUGCAACUACAGCAUAGUCAGCCUGCUUCUGGAAACAGGUAACUAGAAUGUGUUUGCAAACAGACUAACAGAGCUGUAGGUAGAAAUAGUUUGUCAAUACAGAGGGAAUGAAUCUUCUUUUUCCAUGUGCUCGACAGGUGUGAGUGACUUAAAUCUUCAGAACAAUGCUGGUUACACACCUGUGAUGCUGGCCUCACUGACAGCACCUGAUGGCCCUGGUGGUAUGGAGGUGGUCCGCAAGCUGAUGGAGCAGGGCAGCAUUAACACUCGCUCUAGCAAGGUAACACAAAGAGAACGCAGUGUAAAUAUGUCAUGGGUCAUAGAUGGGUGAUUAUUAAUUUUUGUUUGAUUUCUAUGUAGUAACCAGAACAUUGAUUUGCUCAAUAAAUGAUAGAGAAUUGGAAAGAGUUACCUCUUUUUACUUUGGAGUAAAACUUAAAAAAUAUUGGCUGUGAGUCAGAAAGCAUGUCCAACAGAAGACACAACAAGGGUACAAAAUAGAAAAUGCCAGAUUUAUUUCUUGUGCCUCUCUGGAUAAGCUGCUUUUAUAUUCACUAUCCUAAAAUUUGUUUCUUUUGACUUCUAAAGUGUCAUAAAAGAGCAAUAAUAAAUACCUUUAGGGAUCCAUAUGACCUCCUUCAACAAGAUACUCUGCCCUCUAAGCCGAAAAACACCUAAAUAAGAGUAAAAGACAGAUCACUAAAUUGUGUUUCUUACAGACGGGCCAAACAGCUCUUCACUUGGCAGUGAGACACGGGCGAGUUGUGAUGGUCCGCCUCCUGCUGAGCUGUGGCGCGGACACUAACAUACAGGAUAACCAGGGAACAACGAGUCUGAUGUUUGCAGCGGAGAGAGGCCACACACACAUCGCGAGGCUGCUGCUGGAGAGGAGCCAGUGUGACCUGACACUGACUGACAAGGUGAUACAGCAGAAAACUAGGCCCAGUGGAUAAUGUACUUUUUAACAUUGUCAUAAAAACCCUUCAACCAGAGAAGUUUUAUUUCUGCUGCAAUUAGUGUAAGAUACCGGCUAUAAGUUUUCUAAAUUUAAUGAAUAGAUCGUUACACCAGAGAAAUUUUAUUUAAAAAGACAUAUCAUCCUGCAGGAAGGCCGUUAAAUUACAUUUUUAUGUCGUAGUGUUUAUGUGCGCUGACUUCAGUUUCAUUUCCCUGCAUAAUUCCCUGUUUAAUUUGUUAUUUCUCUAUUCACAUAAGUGAGCACAAAAAUAAGCUUAGACCCAGUAAAAGCUGAAAUGUUUUGACUGACACUGUGUGGAUGUGGGUGGACUGACAGUCUGGAUGGAGCUAAAUAGCUUUGCCUGGAUUAAUCAGAGCUACAGUAAGACAAAUCUCAAUGUGCAGAGAUGAGCUAAUCCACUAACAGUACUUUAUCUGCCAGUCUGAAGCGAUUGGAGGCGGGGAAAAGAGCAGCGAAGAGGAUGUAAAUGUAUCCUUCUUCUUUUGACUCAGUCUGCAGUGGUAAAAAAAGAAGAAAAAAAAAAAACACAAUCAACUACAGGCAUCCUAUCUUCAUUCAAAAGCAUGUUUCACCUCGACACAAACCCAGAUUAAGUGGACUAAUUCAAUCAAGAUCAUUUGUCUUAAGAGAGAAAAUGCAACCUUGCACAGUUGAGUCAUUUAAUCUCUCCUCUUGGAGCCUUAAUUCUGCAGCUCAAGGCUAACACAUGAAAACAAGAUUAGACACACUGCCGUGCCAGCAUUCAAUGUAAGCUGAAUGCUGACAUCAAUAUUAUAAUGACAUUGAUAAGUGCAGUUUACAAUACAUUAUUAAGUAUUAGCUUAACAUGUAUGAAAGGUUACUGUGCCAAAGAACAGACAAAAAAUGUAACAAAACUGAGGGGCUGUGUGGAGGUUAGCAUCAAUAUUACAACUCAAGCUAGAUUUAUUUAUAAGUGUCUUAUCUUUCCUAAUAAAUGCAGAAUUCUGUGUCAUAGUUUAUUCAACAGGUCAACUUAAAACUAGGCGUCUAAAGCCAUGUUAGCUAAAAUACUAUGAGGCUUUGUCAUAGUGGGUUUUUUCAGCUAUGGUCAACAAGACAAUGACAACACAAACAUGCUCAUGUUUUAGUUGUUUCUCUGAAUUUUAACUACUUAUUCACAUUGAAUAAUAAUGAAUAAAAUACACACAAAAUGCAGUCAAGGACCAUGUCAGAAACUUAAAAAGGGUGAGGAGAGAUCAGUUAGUUCUUAGUGAAAGUUUGCAUUCAACAAAAGUUAUGACAGUUUACCUCAUGGUAACAUGACUAUGUAAACAUUUUACUACAACUUAUUGUCAAAAUAAUUAAGUCUAAACUGAACAUACUGGAAACAGCAAAUUAGUUAGCAUGGCUAAUAUUCAGAGGAAGCCCUAGUCAUGCUCACUUUUGUUGGUUUGAGAAGUCUUGUGUCUUGACUUUGUGUGUUUUUCUGUUUCCUCCAGCGGGGUAAAACUGCACUCUCCAUCGCCAUGCAAGGUUCCCACACAGACACAGCCGCCCUCCUGCAGGCCCACGCCAAAGCAAGAGCUUUGUAGCCCUGGAAAAACUGGGAUACAACCUCCUAAUGAUACCUGUCUCUAAGGAACUUCAAAACACAGUAUAAUGUUGACUCUAUGUACUUGGGUUGCGCUGUUGUUACUCCUUUUACUUUCUUGACAUUUGUACAUAUAUGAGCCUGAUUGGGUGGGAUUAUGUCGAGGUAUUAUUGAAUAAGGUGAAGCCAAACUCUGCCAGCCUUGAUCACUGAUGCAGUGAAGGGCAUCAGUAUAUGUGCUAAUUUCUGUUAUGUUUAAUGAUUUCCAGAGCUAUGUAUAUCUGACCUUUGCACAAACAAGCAGCAUCUUUGCUUUGCAAACUAUGCAAUUAAAAAAAAUGUAUUUAUUGUGAUAAGUUUAUUGUGCUGGCCAGAUAUGUCAGAGUGUUGGUGCAUGUAUGUUUACCUACACCAGACUGUUUAAAGGUUUGGGGGUUAUUGCAGCAAUGUUAAGGUUGUAUCAAAUAUGUAAAGAAAAGCUAAAUGCUGCAUGGCAAACACAUUAAACAAACACAAACUUUUGUGCCUGUAAACCAACCUGUUGUUCUCAAUCAGCAAUCAUUUCUAUUUGAAUAAAAUCAACAAAGAUUA